This is a messenger RNA of Branchiostoma floridae (Florida lancelet), 2368 nucleotides long. Its product is annotated as neurogenic locus Notch protein-like. Lineage: Eukaryota; Metazoa; Chordata; Leptocardii; Amphioxiformes; Branchiostomatidae. Bases 1 to 1224 code for a protein of 407 amino acids. The record is from RefSeq and is a predicted model, not a curated record. The transcript has 9 exons. Gene Ontology annotation, molecular function: calcium ion binding.
AUGGAUCAGACCCGUGGGUCUGGGUCGGCCUGUGGUGUUAAUAGAGCUGGCUGCUCGGGUAUCACUGGAUCGAGCUGCUAUUGCACCACUGGGAAUAACUUCAAUAAUGGAUACGCAUUGUGUGCCCAAGACAUCAACGCCUGCUCGUCCAGCCCGUGCCACGCCCAGGCCACCUGUACAGAUAACCCCGCCCCUGCACUUGGUGCCAACUGUACCUGUACCGUUGGGUAUACAGGAGACGGGCGCGCUAACGGAACCGGAUGUUCAGACAUCAACGCUUGCCUGCCCAACCCGUGCCACGCCCAGGCCACCUGUACAGAUAACCCCGCCCCUGCACUUGGAGCCAACUGUACCUGUACCGUUGGAUAUACAGGAGACGGGCGCGCUAACGGAACCGGAUGUAUAGACAUCAAUACAUGCUCGAACUCGCCCAACCCGUGCCACGCCCAGGCCACCUGUACAGAUAACCCCGCCCCUGCACUUGGUGCCAACUGUACCUGUACCGUUGGGUAUACAGGAGAUGGUCGCGUCAACGGAACCGGAUGUUCAGACAUCAACGGCUGCUCGUCCAACCCGUGCCACGCCCAGGCCACCUGUACAGAUAACCCCGCCCCUGCACUUGACGCCAACUGUACCUGUACCGUUGGAUAUACAGGAGACGGGCGCGCUAACGGAACCGGAUGUAUAGACAUCAAUACAUGCUCGAACUCGUCCAACCCGUGCCACGCCCAGGCCACCUGUACAGAUAACCCCGCCCCUGCACUUGGUGCCAACUGUACCUGUACCGUUGGAUAUACAGGAGACGGGCGCGCUAACGGAACCGGAUGUUCAGACAUCAACGCCUGCUCGAACUCGUCCAACCCGUGCCACGCCCAGGCCACCUGUACAGAUAACCCCGCCCCUGCACUUGACGCCAACUGUACCUGUAACGUUGGGUAUACAGGAGACGGGCGCGUCAACGGAACCGGAUGUUCAGAUAUCAACGCCUGUUCUUCCAACCCGUGUCAUGCGAACGCCACCUGCGAGGACAACCCCGCCCCUGCCCUGGACGCCAGCUGUACCUGUAACGCUGGCUAUGCCGGGGACGGGACAGUGUCAGUGAACGGAACCGGGUGUUCGCUACAACCCGUCAGCGGCGCUGGAUAUUCAGACACCCAAUAUUUGCCCACAAUCGCAUACACUUUGGCGAUCAUUGUGUCGAUUGUGUAUGAACGAGCAAUUUGAGAAUGAUGGAUUGACAUCUUAUACACAGUAGAAGUCGUUUAAUUGCACACCCGAUUUGCCGGCGUACUUCGUGCAAUUAUCCGGAUGGUGCAACAAAACGAAUUUAUCAAGCUGGACCGCGCCACCACGGGAUUUCGGGAUUCCAUGCAAUUAACAGGAGUGUGCGGUUAUCCGUUGUGCAAUUAACUGGCUUCUACGGUAUUACUUCUGCAACAUUAUUCAGUGGACUGCCUGUUGCGACUGGUGUCGUGCAGGUGCUAGAUGUUAUAAAGUUAGUUUGGUAUAAGGUGUGUACUGAUCCAUUCUAACAUUACUGCUUUGACUAAUAUACAUCCAAUUACUUCUCAAAUGGAUUUCGAAUGUUUUGCUCAAUUUGAAUAUGGACUUUGUCUUCUUCGCUUCAUUUACUACCCAGAUGCACAGUAGAUUUUAGGUUGCCUUUGAAGCUAGUUAUUUCGUGGAUGGGAUGUCUGCUAUGGCAGUUGGUGUUGUAGCUAUUGUAAUUUUCUGUUUUGUCUAUUGUAAUACUUCUCACACAAAAGAAUCAAGAUCCAUAGAUCUACUUAAAUCAAAAUAGUAUUUUUAGAACACCUCAGCCUCCAUUAUUUCCUACCUUAAAGAUGAAGAAUUUACAAUAGAAAUGUUAAAUAUUGAUUUACCUUUAUACGGCAAUAUAGUGACAAUACAAUGACAGGAUAGAUUCAAUUUAACUUUCUAAUAUUAUUAUCAAUUACUAGAUUCCUUUUUAUAUAUUACUCGGUGGGGGGAAAAGAUUUUUUCAAUGUGUCUGUAUACAACUUCAAGAUCUAAGCAUCGUAUGUUUUUACCCUAACGAAGGAGGUUUUAACUUAAGAAUCUAUAAUGUUACACUCUGUUAUAUUGUUUAACCUAGGUAUAGGCGGUCAAUAUUGGUAACGUUUGCUUAGUUUAUUGUGGAUUUUCGUCAACACCUAGCCGUACAAGUGUAAACGUGGAAAAUCAAACGUGGUUUCUCUACCCAUCAGAUCCAUUUUUCUACGUACCCUCUUCCCACCUCCAUGCGACCACCCUCCGUCAGAGUUAGUAACUAUCAUAACUAGGGCUGGGUACCAGUACAAAACCAGUUUUUGUCAUUGGACCGGUCCAGAAAAACCGGACCUAAAAA